AUGGAUGAGAUGGGCGACGUGGAUUUCAAGCACGAACGGGCCAAUCCUUACGCACCUCCACCACCAACCACUAUCCACCGCAUGCCGCCAGCCGAGACUCCUCCGUUACACAGCUAUCCUCCCCCUCCUCCGGGCUCAGCGAUGCCACCGCCGACUCCGGCGUGGAAUCCAACGCCCUCGCCUUACAAUGAUCAUUCCGAACAUCGUCCACCUCCUCCAGAUAUCUCGCACCAGCCGCCGCCUUACCCACCUCCGCCUCAAUCCUACCAAGCUCCACCACCACCUCCUGGUCCUUCAGGGCGGGAAUCCGCUGGUUAUCCUCCAGACUCAGGAGCAUAUGGGCGCCCCGGCAGUGUAUCAGGCCCCUCGAGAUCUCCCAGCGACGCUCAUCAGCCUCCCUAUCACCCAGUGAGUUCCCAACCUCACGAGCCUCCCUAUUAUCCCCCGGCACCUGCCGACUACAGAGCGCGUCAUGCGUAUCCUGCCGUCGACGCUCAACCGAACGGACAUCACCAGCCGCCGCUCCACGCCCCGGCAGGUCAUGAGAUGAUGCCGGGCCAACCUGCUGGGCCGCCUCCACAGUACGGCCCGCCUGCGGUAGGACCGCCGCCUCCUCCACCCAGCGCGUAUUACUACGACCCCUACAAUGCCGCCCAAAGGCGGAAACCAGUCAGAGCAGCACAGGCAUGCGAUUCCUGUCGUCAGCGCAAAGCCAAAUGUGAUGAAGGCCGGCCUGAGUGUCAACACUGCAAGGACAAUGGCUUGAAGUGCUCCUAUCGAGAUGUUCCCCCUCAAAAGUCGGAGAAACACGUGUUGGCCAUCACUACUCAGCUGGAGAGUUUGACCGAGAGCGUGAAGAAAUUGGUGUCACACUCCAAUGCUCAGGAUGAAAAGAUCAAUCGCAUGCUCCAGGUUUUGGACAAAGUCUGUGCAGCUCAAGUGGCGGGAGCCGUGGCUGGGGUGCCAGAAGAACAGCAACCGCAAUUUUCUCAAUCAAUGAAAGCUCCCGUAGUGGACGAGGCUGCUUCCUCAGCCCUGCGGCGAUCGACGAGUCUCGAAGGCUCCUUUGUACAUCCACGCGCUUCUGGCCAGCAUUCGAGCCGAAUGAUCAACGCAGAAUUGCGGACCCAGAGUUCCAACUCCGAGGCCGACGCGAUGGAUUUUUCUAUGCCUGCUAAGCACACAACAGCGGCGCAGAAUCUCCUGUCAUGGCCGUCGAUCAAGGCCCUAGUGCCGAAAGGAAUUACCCCUUCCUAUGUCAUGGACGAAGAGACCAACCGGGGCUUGUUACGAUUAUACGGCUGCGGGGAAGGAGAUGACAAGGCCGACGGCCAUGAAGGAGCUCCAAGUCCCGCAGGUAGUUCGUCGUCUGAAGGACGACGGAUGGACGAGGAAAUGACGCCUUCGCCAUAUGGGGUUUGGGGCAGUGGCCAGAUUCAUCAACCCCAGCCGUCCAGCCAGAGCCAUUCUGCCCGGGACCACCCUGGCGGUGUGAGCCCCCACGGUGGGCUCAUGCUGGAUGCCGAGGCCGUGGAUCGGUAUUUCAAGAGCUUCUUGGACAACAUCCACAUCUUACAUCCAUUCCUUGAGCCAAAGAUUUUAAAACACAUGGUCCACACCUUCAAACGGAAGUAUAGUUGGGACUUUCGAGCGACCCAGCCUGCCGCGGCCGCCAUCGGAACAAAGCGUAAGCGAGAAAAUACAGACUCACCAACCUCCGUCGAUGAAUUCCGCGCGCAAGUUCCUCUAGGCAACCGCGUUCCUGCCAAAGUGCCGAACACUGCCCCUUGGAUUGAACACUCGAUCGCCAAUGCUAUAGUACUGCUCGUCAUGGCUUUGGGAAAGGUGACAGCAUAUCGUGAUCCCUUGCCGGGUCCAGCACCGACAACUAACAUUCGGACUUCGACACCGUACAAUAACACGCUGUACAGCGAUUUGCCCGUGCCACCGAUGCCAAUGUCAGCUCCUACCUCACCCUUCAAUACUCAGGCCGGUCUGAAUGGUAUGAACGGUGUCAGCGCUCCCAGUCCCGCCAAUCCGCAGGGCAAAAACAUAGACACGAUCCCCGGCCUCGCUUACUUCGCCAAAGCUGCCGACAUUCUCGGGGAACACCCCGGCGGUCAUGAUGUCUCGCACAUUCAAGCCAAUCUUCUCGCAGGGUUGUACAUGGGACAGCUGGCGCGCAUCAUCCCUAGCUACUACUACAUCCACCAAGCCUGCAUGGCAGCUCAGAUUCUCAUCGAGUCGGGUCCCUACGUUAACAAGACCAUGAAGCCGGCCCGCCGAAAUCUGAUCAACUUCGCAUUUUGGUCCUGUUUGCAACUGGAGAGCGAUAUUGCAGCGGAGAUGCAGUUGCCCUUGAGUGGUAUCACCCGCUAUGAGAGUUCACACCACAAAGAAAUGCCCACCAAGCUUACGUUAGAGCCAAUUCCCGAAACCAGUGGAGAGGACGACAUCUUACGAUAUUACUCGUACCAAAUUCAACUGCGGUUGACAAUGAACAGCAUCCACUCUACACUAUACCGGGCGUCCAAAGACCCGCAAUCCAAGCCCAGUUCCACCAUUAUGUCAAUCUUGGACGAGAACCUGGAAGACUGGAGAAAGAUGCUGAACGAUUGGGAUUGGGACGACGAAGAUCAUGAGAGUCCCAACAUCAACGUUGCCCGCAUGCGAGGGAAAUACUAUGGAGCAAAAUACAUCAUAUGGAGACCAGCAGUGAAGUAUGCUCUCCAGCAAGCUGAGGCGGCGUACCGAGAGCGGCAAUCAGACUCGCCAGCCCCUGGCUUCGCUUCCCCAAUGGGCUCGCAACGCAACACCCAAGGAUUCCUGCCGAAUGACUCGAGUCUUGAAAUGGAGGACCUGUUGCGCGGCGCCAGAAUAUGUAUCCAGGCUGCCAUUCGUAGUACCACCGUGUUUGACAAGGUCCCCCGCCGUCUCGUUGUGACCAACAUCUUUGGCACAGCCCAUGCGCAAUUUGGCAACAUGCUUGUCCUCUACGCCGUCUUCACCUCGCCACACCCGACCCUUCGGUCUCUGGUCGAUGAGCAGACUCUUAAGCGUCUACAUAAUCGCACUAUCGGCAUUCUACGGGAGAAUGAAAACAUUUCACCUAUUCUGGCCAAAGACUUGAAAAUCCUGGAACAUGUACGGAACAAGGUGUUUCCAUCCCACCCUCAAGUGCCAUAUAUCGUGCCUAGCACCUCUUCUAGCUUUUCGAGCCGAUGA
Exophiala dermatitidis NIH/UT8656 is the source of this 3225-nucleotide messenger RNA. RefSeq lists its product as uncharacterized. Gene Ontology annotation, molecular function: zinc ion binding; DNA-binding transcription factor activity, RNA polymerase II-specific. The record is from RefSeq and is a predicted model, not a curated record. Gene Ontology annotation, biological process: regulation of DNA-templated transcription. The transcript has 2 exons. Bases 1 to 3225 code for a protein of 1074 amino acids. NCBI's taxonomy places the organism in Eukaryota, Fungi, Ascomycota, Eurotiomycetes, Chaetothyriales, Herpotrichiellaceae.